Schistosoma spindalis is the source of this 1101-nucleotide messenger RNA. The record is from the annotation of a GenBank genome assembly. Lineage: Eukaryota; Metazoa; Platyhelminthes; Trematoda; Strigeidida; Schistosomatidae.
AUGGGGUUAUACUUGCUAUAUAAUUAUAUAUUUAAACUUAAUAUAAGUUUUUUAGGCCUUUUUGUAACAAUGUCUUCAAAUCCAAACGACGUGACAGAUCUUAUAGCAAAAGCCGAGAAAUGCUUAAAAAUAUCUUUACUAAAGAGGAGGCCUGAUUAUGAUGGUGCAAUCGAAUACUAUGGAAAGGCCGCAUUACUUCAUAGAAAUCGCAAGCAGUUAAAAGAAGCGGCUGAGACAUAUAAAAAGGUUGCCGAACUACAUUUUAAAAAUGGGUCUUAUUUCCAUUGUGCCAAACAAUAUGAAAUUGCUGCCCAAAUGUACCGUGAUUUGAAAGAUUUUUCACAAAUGGCUUCAUUAAUUGCUGAGGCUGGACUGAUGCUACGGCAAAAUGGCACUCCUGACUCAGCAUCAUAUGUUUAUGAACGAGCUGCCAAAAGUCUCGAAGAGCCAUUACCCGAACGUGCCGCUGAAUUUUAUGAAAGAUCUGCAGAUGCUUGUGAGAUAGAAGAAAAGUUUCAUGAGGCUGCAACACAGGCUAACAAUGCUGCUCAUGUAUGGGUUCGUUUAAAGCGUUUUAACGAGGCAGAACGUCUACUUCGAUUAUUUAUUGAUUACACAAUAAGAGGUCACACGGAUAGUGUUGGAGCUACGGUAGGUGGAUUUGCUGAUCCCAGUGCUUCACCAAAGCUGUGUGGUCGUGCUGUAACAGUUCUAAUAUUGAUUAAAUUGUAUAUGGAGGAUGAAGUAGCAGCCAAAAAGAUCUUCAAUGAAGCUGUUGAGCGAUGGAGAUUUCCGGAAGCUGAAGAAUUUUCUGCAGUGAGGCGACUACUAGCUGCCGUUGAUGAUAUGGAUAAAAAGGCUUGUGAAAUGGCAAUAAAGGAUCAGUGCUUCAGAAUGCUUGACCUAGAUUAUGCUCGUCUAGCAAAAGAAAUUAAAUUCCCUUAUAGUGAUAAUUUUUCUGAAAAAAUACAAAAACCAAAAGACAAUUUCAUUUCAACACCAACAAAUUCAGGAAAUCUAAAUAAUCAAAUACAAGGUGGUAACCAACAACAUGGACAAGGAGAUGAAGAACAAGAAGAAGAGGAAGAAGAUAUUUGUUAA